AUGGAAUCUCGUAAGGGGCAAAGUUCAACUGGGUCUGGAGCUUCUCAAAAUUCACGGGGUACAUUGAAAUGCGAGUGUGGUAAUGAUUCGGUUGUGCGGACUGUUAAACAUGGCCCUAACAUUGGAAUGAAGUUCCAUGGAUGCCCUUUAUGGCCACGUACCACAUGUCAAUUUUUCAGAUGGAUUCUUCCUGAAAAUAAUCAAAUUGAAGAGCUACAAUGUACAAUUUCGGAGAAGGAUUAUGUCAUAGCAAAGUUGGAGGUCGAGCAACGUUUGAUGGCAGAGAAAAUCAAAAAAUUGCAGGUGAAGAAAGAUAGCCUUGAGGAAGAGAAUCAGGAAAUUAAAAUCGAGUUUCGCCACACACGCAUUGAACUUAUGAACACCUCUAGAAAUGAGAAGAAUUUCUCCAUGGCUCUGUUAUGCUCUUGGGUGUUUUUUUGCAUCAUAAUUAUGUAUUUGAAGUAG
Spinacia oleracea (spinach) is the source of this 465-nucleotide messenger RNA. RefSeq lists its product as uncharacterized. Bases 1 to 465 code for a protein of 154 amino acids. The record is from RefSeq and is a predicted model, not a curated record. Gene Ontology annotation, molecular function: zinc ion binding. The transcript has 2 exons. Lineage: Eukaryota; Viridiplantae; Streptophyta; Magnoliopsida; Caryophyllales; Amaranthaceae.